CGCGCCACAGAUGGAACAGUGGCUCGCUCGCGGACGCCGCUGUCUUGGAGCGCGUGUGCUGCUGUUUCUGUUGCUACGGCUUUUCCGCAGCUCACUUGGGGAAUAAUCGUCAUCUUCGCCAUAUCCAUCAUCAUCAUCACCAUCAUCAGCAGGAAGAGGGGCUGAGGAGCGGGCUGGGCUGAACUUACUGGGCUGAACAGUGAACUGGGCUGCGCGCGCGGGUCCCGCGAUGUCGUGCUGAAGGAGCGCGCUUCUCCAGCCGUGCAUGUUCGAAGCGGGGCGGCGGAUCGCAGCACAGAGACGCCACACGAGCAGACCCAGAGCGCGCGGCGGACCCACGCAGGAGGCAUGCUGCCGAGACGGAGCGCGCUCCUCGCGGCUUUCUCCGUGCACGCGCUUUUGCUGUGCUUACGAGCCAAGGUGUCGGAAGCAGCGGGACACUUUGAGUUCCGGGUCGCGUCCAUGCAGAAUGUGAACGGAGAGCUGCUGGGCGGCGGAUGCUGCGGCGGCUCACGGGACGCGCAGGAACGCGGCAGCUGCUCGCGGGGCUCGUGCGAGACCUUCUUCCAAGUGUGUCUGAAGGAGUACCAGUCGAGGGUGUCCGCGGCGGGCCCCUGCAGCUUCGGCACGGGGUCCACGCCUGUCGUCGGGGGGAAUUCCUUUUCUCUGAGGAACUCCGUGCGGAACGAGAAGUCCAGGAUCGUGCUGCCCUUCAGCUUCGCGUGGCCUAGAGCUUACACGUUGAUAGUGGAAGCCUUGGACCUCAACAACGGCACGAGCAGCAGUUCCGGGGGAGAGGUCAUCGAGAAGUCGGUCCACUCGGGCAUGAUCAACCCCAGCGCCCAGUGGCAGACGCUGAAGCACAACGGGCCCGUGGCCCAGUUCGAGUACCAGAUCCGCGUCACGUGCGACGAACACUACUACGGCUUCGGGUGCAACAAGUUCUGCCGGCCGCGGGAUGAGUUCUUCGGACACUACGCGUGCGACCACAAUGGAAAUAAGACCUGCUUAGAAGGCUGGACCGGACCCGACUGCAACACAGCUAUCUGUAGCCAGGGCUGCAGCACGGAGCACGGACUCUGCAAACAACCAGGAACGUGCACGUGCCUGUACGGCUGGCAAGGGCAGUACUGCGACAAGUGUAUUCCGCACCCAGGCUGCGUGCACGGCACCUGCGUGGAGCCCUGGCAGUGUCUGUGUGACACCAACUGGGGCGGCCAGCUGUGCGACAAAGAUUUGAACUACUGUGGGACUCAUCAGCCGUGCUUGAAUGGGGGCACCUGCAGCAACACGGGACCUGACAAGUACAAGUGUUCUUGCCCCGAGGGCUACUCCGGGGUCACCUGCGAGAAGGCGGAGCACGCAUGCCUCUCCAACCCCUGUUCCAACGGCGGGACUUGCACGGAGACGAGCCAAGGGUUCGAGUGCCAGUGUCCACUGGGCUGGAAAGGCUCCUCCUGCACGAUCAAUGUGGAUGACUGCGAGCCAAACCCCUGCGGCCACGGCGGUACGUGCCAUGACCUCCUCAACGGGUUCAAGUGCAGCUGCCCCCCGCAGUGGACCGGCAAGACCUGCCUGAUCGAUGCCAACGAGUGCGACAGCAAACCUUGCGCCAACGCCAAUUCCUGCCGCAACCUCAUUGGGGGAUACUUCUGCGACUGCCUGCCGGGCUGGAGGGGGCAGAACUGUGAUGAGAAUAUUAAUGACUGCCAAGGACAGUGUCAGAACGGAGGGUCCUGCAGGGACCUGGUUAACAGCUACCGCUGCACGUGCCCGCCUGGCUUCACUGGGGAGCACUGCGAGACAGAUGUCGAUGAGUGCGCCAGCAGCCCAUGCUUGAACGGAGGGCGCUGUCAGGACAGAGUCAACGGCUUCCAGUGCUUGUGCCCGGCAGGCUUUUCCGGAAACCUCUGUCAGCUGGACAUCGACUACUGCGAGCCGAACCCAUGCCGCAGCGGAGCGCAGUGUUUCAACCUGGAGACCGACUACUUCUGCAAGUGCCCGGAGGACUACGAAGGCAAGAACUGCUCGCGCCUAAAGGACCACUGCCGCACCACGUCCUGUCAGGUGAUCGACAGCUGCACGGUGGCCGUGGCCUCCAACAGCACACCUGAGGGGGUGCGCUACAUCUCGUCCAACGUGUGCGGCCCACACGGCCGCUGCCGGAGCCAGGCUGGGGGACAGUUCACGUGCGAGUGUCAAGAGGGCUUCACCGGGACCUACUGCCAUGAGAACAUCAACGACUGCGAGAGCAACCCGUGCCGGAACGGGGGCACGUGCAUCGACAAGGUCAGCGGGUACCAGUGCAUCUGUGCCGACGGCUGGGAGGGACCCCAUUGCGAGAUCAACAUCGACGACUGCAGCGCAAACCCGUGUCACAACAGGGGCACAUGCAAGGACUUGGUGAACGACUUCUUCUGCGAGUGUGGCAACGGCUGGAAGGGGAAGACCUGCCAUUCCCGCGAGAGCCAGUGUGACGCAGCCACCUGCAACAACGGAGGGACGUGUUAUGAUGAAGGGGACACCUUCAAGUGCACGUGUUCGCCAGGCUGGGAGGGCGCGACCUGUAACGUAGCCACAAACAGCAGCUGUUUGCCGAACCCCUGCGAGAACGGGGGCACCUGCGUGGUCAGCGGCGACUCUUUCACCUGCGUCUGCAAGGAAGGCUGGGAGGGGUUCACCUGUACUCAGAAUACCAAUGACUGCAAUCCACAUCCCUGCUACAACAGCGGGACCUGCGUGGACGGGGAUAACUGGUACCGCUGCGAGUGCGCUGCGGGUUUCGCUGGCCCGGACUGCCGGAUAAACAUCAACGAAUGCCAGUCCUCGCCUUGCGCCUUUGGUGCCACCUGCGUGGAUGAGAUCAAUGGCUUCCGCUGCCUUUGCCCACCUGGACAGACUGGGCCUACAUGUCAGGAAGCCACGAGACAGCCCUGUGUCGCCAAUGGACACCUGAUGACUGACGGGGCCAAGUGGGAUGAUGACUGCAACACCUGCUGGUGUCACAAUGGGAAGGUCUCUUGCACAAAUAUGUGGUGCGGGCCCAAGUCUUGCCAGGUCAACAGUAAAGGUCGCGGGGAGUGUCCCACUGGGCAGUCCUGCAUGCCCAUCAAGGAAGAGAACUGCUUCGUGAAGCCCUGCUUCGGCCUGGGGGAGUGUAGGUCAUUGGACCUGCCCCCUGUACAGACCCAGUGCCAGCUGAGCAGCAACUUCCUGGAGAACAGUUGUGAAUACAUUACCUUCACCUUCAACAAGGAGAGCAUGCCACAGGGCCUAACCAUCGAGCACAUCUGCAAUGAGCUGAGACACUUGUACACGAUGAAGAACCUCUCCACAGAGUAUUCGGUGUUCAUGACUUGCGAACCCUCAACGAGCGCCAAUAACGAGAUCCACAUGGCCAUAUCUAUGCCGGAACAGAGGCCAGACAAGGUCCCAAUCGAAGCUGUCGCAGACAGAAUUUUCGACCUCAUCAGCAAACGCAAUGGCAACAACAGCAUCGUGGCGGCGAUAGCAGGAGUGCGUGUGCAGCAGAGACCACCCCUGAUCAAAACUGACUACCUGGUCCCCCUGCUGAGCUCCGUGUUCAUUGUGAUCUGGAUCCUGGCGCUGGUCGGUGCGCUGUGGUGCGUUCGCCGGCGUCGGAAGCAGAGCGGCAACAACACGGCGGUGGCUGCGUCGACCUCGGAGGACAACACCACCAACAACGUGCGGGAGCAGCUCAACCAGAUCAAGAACCCCAUCGAGAAGCACGCGGCCAACAGCACGCCCGGCAUCAACGAAUACGAGGGCAAGAACUCCAUCAUUGCCAAAAUCAGGACGCAAAACUCCGAGGUGGAGGAGGAAGACAUGGAGAAGCAGCUGCACAGAGGCAGGUUCACCAAGCAGCCAGCGUACACCCUGGUGGACCGCGAGGACAAAAUGACACAUGGCACACCCAGCAAACACGCGAACUGGACAAACAAACAGGACAACAGAGACUUGGAGACAGCACAAAGCCUAAACCGAUUGGAGUACAUCGUAUAGCAGGACUUUUGGGUUGCGAGGCAACCGAGCUCUUGGCGGAAAGCUGCGAGUUUGUACUUCUUAAACUGUUGUCAUAUUUUGACGCGAAGGUCGUUAUUUACGUAGGAUCCCUGUGUUAAUUUAAGUUCUGACAAGCUGGCUUACACUGGCAACGACAGUGGCUGUGGUUGGCUGGAAGAGCAGGUGCUGCGCUCCACAUCUAUGCAAAACUAGUUUCAAGAGCCCUUUUGUAAAUCCUUCUUCACAUUGUACAGGAUGGGUCAGAUCCUUUAGAAAGUCUUUACAAAUAGUCUUAAGUGUUAUUUUUCUAAGUAAUGCUGGAAAAAAAAAAAAACAUGCUGAAAAAGAGCAUACAGUUUAGUAUAUAUAUGUGGGCUCAAUGUGGUUGAUGUACAACUAGUUCUGUAUCAGAAAAGUGCCUUUGCAGCUGUAUACCACAACAACCGUCAAAAGAAAGUUUAUUAUUUAUUUUUAAUUUUAAUUUUUGGGGAGGGCUGGGUCAGUGUCAGCAGUUGCUGUCAAAAAUGAAGAAUUAAGUGUCAUUUUAGAACGCUGUAUAGAUAUGUACAUUUUUUUUAAUUAAUCACUGUGUAUAUUUGAUUUAUUAACUUAAUAAUCAAGAGCCUUAAGAUACCAUUCCUUUUUAUU
This is a messenger RNA of Scleropages formosus (Asian bonytongue), 4671 nucleotides long. Its product is annotated as protein jagged-1b-like. The transcript has 26 exons. Gene Ontology annotation, biological process: multicellular organism development; Notch signaling pathway; cell communication. Lineage: Eukaryota; Metazoa; Chordata; Actinopteri; Osteoglossiformes; Osteoglossidae. Gene Ontology annotation, molecular function: calcium ion binding; Notch binding. Gene Ontology annotation, cellular component: membrane. Bases 349 to 4023 code for a protein of 1224 amino acids. The record is from RefSeq and is a predicted model, not a curated record.